UUUUUUGAGUUGACGCCACCGCGCACGAUCUAAAGCCGUGGACUAGCAGCGCCUCUCUCACUGGGCACUUCCGCUGCACUCGAGCGAGGGAUUGCUGCGUCCCCCAUUUUUCCGUGCUGCUGGGCGACGGCCGAUGCUGCUGGAUAUGUUUGGCCUCAAAAGAAACGCAGUAAUCGGCCUCAACCUCUACUGUGGGGGCGGCGGGUUGGCGGCCGGCGGCGGCGGCAGCGCCUCCCCUUCGGGAGAGCGCCUUCUGGCCGCCGGGAAGGAGGCCACCGCCCGGCGAGAGGCAGGGGGAGGGGAAGCCGGUGCGGUGAUUGGCGGAAGCGCCGGCGCGAGCCCCCCGACCACUCUCGCGCCGGACGCCCGGAGGGUCGCGCGGCCUUCGCCCAUUGGCGCCGAGGGCCCCGACGUCACCGCGACCCCCGCAAGGCUGUUCUUCGCGCCCGCCUUCUGUGCGUCGCCGCCUAAAGAGAUGGAAGCCCCGGCGGCCGACGCCAUCAUGUCGCCCGAAGAGGAGCUGGACGGGUACGAGCCGGAGCCUCUCGGGAAGCGGCCGGCUGUCCUGCCCUUGCUAGACCUGGUCGGGGAGGCCAGUAAUGGCCCCGGGACGGGCGGCUCACUGCCCUCUACGCCGCCCCCAGCAGAGGAGGAGGAGGACGACGACUUGUACCGGCAGUCCCUGGAGAUUAUCUCUCGGUACCUUCGGGAGCAGGCGACCGGCGCCAAGGACGCGAAGCCAAUGGGCCUGUCCGCGCCCGCCAGCCGGAAGGCGUUAGAGACCCUUCGGCGGGUUGGGGACGGUGUGCAGCGCAACCACGAGACGGCUUUCCAAGGCAUGCUUCGGAAACUGGACAUCAAAAACGAAGACGACGUCAAAUCUUUGUCUCGAGUCAUGGUUCAUGUUUUUAGUGACGGAGUAACAAACUGGGGCAGGAUUGUGACUCUUAUUUCUUUUGGUGCCUUUGUGGCCAAACACUUGAAGAGUAUAAACCAAGAAAGCUGCAUCGAACCAUUAGCAGAAAGCAUCACAGAUGUUCUCGUAAGGACAAAACGAGACUGGCUAGUCAAACAAAGAGGCUGGGAUGGGUUUGUGGAGUUCUUCCACGUAGAGGACCUAGAAGGCGGCAUCAGAAAUGUGCUGCUGGCUUUUGCAGGUGUUGCCGGAGUUGGAGCUGGGUUGGCAUAUCUAAUAAGAUAGCCUUUUAAGCGAAAUAAUUGACUGUUCAACUCCAGGCACCAAACCCUCAUACAUCUGCGGUGACAACAGUGUGUUUAUGACGUUGGACUUUAAGCUGUCCAGGCUGUAACCUCCAAGCAACGUAGAACAGCAAGUGGCGCGAGGAUUAUAGCUCAGGAAUAAAUACAUGGGAAAGGAGCCCCCACUUGAAGAGUCACUGAAAGAAGCCAAGUCAGCAAACUUUGGGAGGCCAUGGAGGAGGACCUUUAGAUUUAGUGAAGACGGUAGGGUGGAAAGACUUGAUGUCCUUGUCUAGAACAGGAAGAGUGGCCAGUAGCCAGGCUAGUCAUAGAGUUCGUUAAAUAUGCCUACUGAAUUCGUUAAGUCCCUGUAGUGUUAAAGAGGAAGCACUAACAUUGCCAGCGACUCUGCAAAGUGGAUUUAAGCUACAAUAGAACUCGGACUAAAAGCCUCAGUACUGUACAACAGAGUGUAAAGGGAAGCUUUUUUCCUUAAGCUUUCCCAGGUAUGCUUCUUGAAGACUAAAAAGCCCAAGUGCUCAGGACUUUGGUACCUGUUCAACUUGGGCUUGGAUUGAAUGAUUUGAAGCUUGUUAGCCAAGUAAGGCCAAAAGUACUUGACUUAAGGCUCAACGAUGACAGUUAAAAUAUGGAAUGUUUUCAAUUUUUAAGAUACAACUUGUAAAUAUAUUUGUCUGUAAAAAUUGUAUAUAUUUUUACAGAAAGUCUAUUUCUUUGAAAUAUAAAAGGAAGAGAUUCUCAAAUUUUCAUUAUUUUUUUUCAUAUCCUUUUUAGAUUUACAACUUCUGUAGUUAGGAAUCUGUUUCUUACCAGCUUUUCUAUUCUAAACUUUGUUCUGAUAAUUCUAGAUUGUAUACAGCCAAUUGAUGUGUGCAGCCCUGGUUGUGAAACAAUUCUGAGUCAUAACUAUGCAGUCUUUAAUUUUCCUAUCUGAUUUUGGUAAGUAUUCCUUAGAUAGGGUUUUGGGUUUGGUUUUUUUUUGGUGUGGGGGGACUGAGAAAGAAAUUGAGGAAUGGCAAUUAAUCCUUUCACUUGGCUUACAUGUAGGUUUUCAAUAAUCGAAGCAAGGGAUUUUGGGGGGCAGGCCAAUGAUGUGUACGCAUAAUGGGCUUUGGGCAACUACGUUGCGUUCCUUCCCUUUGGCGUAACUUAAAUGGUGAAAUUUGUGUUCACAAGCUCAUCUGCAAAGCUUUUUAAAAGACUCAGCUGUUCCAGAUGGGAAUUAUUAGCAAAGCAGUGUAUGAAAAGAUCACAUCAGUUGAAUGAGAGACAUUUGACCCAUUGUUUGCUUAAUAGUUGUAAAAUAAUGGCUUGAGAAAGAAAGGCUGUAGUCUAAUGAUGGUGCUAUUUUAGGCUGGCUUGUUAUACCCAGGUCUAAGCCUAGUAUAUCAAAAAUACUUGUUUUCAUUUGUUAAUGAUCCCCAAUCUCUGAUUCCUAAACUCUGUUUCACAUUUUUGCAUUGGCAUCUCUUCCGAUUUCAGACUAGAUACUCUGUUGAACUUAACAUUUGUUUCCGAUCCUUCCUUGAGAUAUUUGCUGCUUGUUCACCUCCCUCUACAGAUAUUUAGAGCAGUUCGUAUGUCUUUAGGCCACCCUGAACUAGAGCCCAUUUAAUUUUUGGCACUAGGAACCUAAGUAACCCUCCCUGUAGGAGUCCACAGACCUUCCUUCUUCAUGAAUUUUAUCCUUGGGAGGAGUCUUACUCUGUGUUCUGUGACAAUAGCAGUCAUGAGGUGGGAGGAGUCCCUUUUCUUCAAACUGGUACCUUUUUGGGGGGGAAGGUUUCAAAAGGCCCCUUAGGAAUUUCCAGAGGAGGGGACAGUAUCUUAAGUGACUUUCUCUAGGUUCCUUUGAAUUUGAAUAUGGUCACUUAAAAUGAUAGAACUAGGUGGGCUCUGUUACACCUCAGAGAGCUAUAAAAACAACAACAACAAAAAAGCUACUGGUUAAACUGAAGAAAGCUUCAGUGAUGGAAUUAGGGUUAUUUCAAAGCUUCAACCUCAAAUCCUGACCUUGUAUUUAGUCUGUGGACUCCAGAUAAAAAUAGACAUAAAUGACUAAGAAUGUAAUAGGGAAGAAUGCCCUGCCUGCCCAUCUCAGAGCCAUAAGGUCAUCUAGCUAGAACUAUUUUUACCUAUGUAUUUAUCGUUCUUGGUCAUAAACCACUUAUUUAUAUCACAUCUGCCUCUUAAGGACCUAAAAGCACUUUAUGUAGUUUUUAAUUAAUCUUAAUAUCUGGUUAAGGCGACUAAAAAGGCCUGUCUCCCCAAAUCCAGUUGUGGAAAUAAGCGCAGAGAUAAAUCGGUGGGGCUUAGGGGCCCAGUUCCCUAUUGACUAGGUGUGACUGCUGAAAUGAUGAGGAUCUAGUUGGUAUUUGGGUUUGGGGGCUGUUGAGGGCUUAGGAAGCCCAAGUGCUUCGGGGAAAGGGUGGGCGGUUUUGUAGGGAGAGGAAGCAAAGCAUUCUAAGUGCUGACUAGCUGCGGACUUCCGGCAGGUCUCCCAGUGCAAAGGGGAGGGAGGGGCUUCGUGGAAAGACCCCUCUCAGCAACUUCUCUGCCUUCAGCUUCUCUCAGGGAAAAUUCUGCAGUCCUAGUGUCCAUGUACAUUCUAUGGGGGUGAACACCUUGGUGGUGGUUCAACAGCUAUAAUACUGUUGACGGCUGUGCCAGGAAGGGUUAGGACCAACUGCAAAUUAAUAUGGGCUGUAAUGUGUGUUUUCCUAACUUCCUGUUUUUCCUGAGAAGAAAAUAAUAAAUUUUUUUUUUUUUCAAAUGCAA
Molecule: messenger RNA, 3999 nt
Organism: Hipposideros armiger (great roundleaf bat)
Lineage: Eukaryota; Metazoa; Chordata; Mammalia; Chiroptera; Hipposideridae
Gene: MCL1
Product: MCL1 apoptosis regulator, BCL2 family member
Exons: 3
Coding region: 134-1201 (355 amino acids)
Biological process (GO): regulation of apoptotic process; mitochondrial fusion; intrinsic apoptotic signaling pathway in response to DNA damage
Cellular component (GO): mitochondrial outer membrane
Molecular function (GO): channel activity; BH domain binding
Source: RefSeq, a predicted model, not a curated record